Phacochoerus africanus (Common warthog) is the source of this 954-nucleotide messenger RNA. Its product is annotated as olfactory receptor 5V1-like. NCBI's taxonomy places the organism in Eukaryota, Metazoa, Chordata, Mammalia, Artiodactyla, Suidae. Gene Ontology annotation, biological process: G protein-coupled receptor signaling pathway. The transcript has a single exon. Gene Ontology annotation, molecular function: olfactory receptor activity; G protein-coupled receptor activity. The record is from RefSeq and is a predicted model, not a curated record. The coding region runs from base 10 to 954 and encodes 314 amino acids. Gene Ontology annotation, cellular component: membrane.
CCACUUGAAAUGAACAAUCAAACAGAUGUCACUGAACUCAUCUUCUUGGGAUUUUCCAACCACCCCAGUCUACAGGGCUUGUUCUUCCUGGUCUUCUUGGUCAUUUACCUGACAACUCUUCUCGGAAACGUGCUCAUAAUAAUGGCCACCAGGAUCAGUUCUGCUCUCCACACCCCAAUGUAUUAUUUCCUCAGCAACCUGAGUUUCUUGGACAUCUGCUACACGUCCACUACUAUUCCAGUCACGCUGGUGAACUUCUUCCGGGAGAAGAAGACCAUCUCCUACAGGGGCUGCCUCUCCCAGAUUUUCUUCCUUGUGACAGGUGCUGGCACUGAAUGUGUCUUAUUGGCUGCUAUGGCUUAUGACCGCUAUGUAGCCAUUUGCCACCCUCUUCAAUACCCAGUCCUCAUGGGUGUGAAGGUCUGUGUUUGUUUGGUGACAGGGUCCUGGCUAUGUGGGUUGGUGAAUUCUGUGACACACACAGUGCUGGCAGCCACACUCACUCUGUGCGGGCCCAAUCACAUCAGCCACUUUCUCUGUGAUGUCCCAUUGCUUCUGAAGCUCUCCUGUUCAGACACCUCUCUCAAUGAGUUUGUGCUCCAUGUGGCCAGUGCCACCAUUGGCCUGAGCCCCUGCUUAUUAACUGCAGUGUCUUACAUACUCAUCAUCUCUGCCAUCCUUAGGAUUCCCUCUGCUCAGGGCAGGAGCAAGGCCUUCUCUACCUGUGCAUCCCACCUCACUGUGGUGAUAGUCUUUUAUGGAACAGCCAACUUCAACUAUGACAGACCCAGAGAAGGCUACUCCCUGGACAUGGACAUCCUAGUCUCUGUGCUCUUCUGUGUUAUAACCCCCAUGUUAAACCCCAUCAUCUACAGUCUGAGAAACAAAGAGGUCAAAUAUGCCUUGAGAAAGCUGACUGCAGGGUAUGUAUUCUCUGGAAAUAGUAGUGUCUAA